Molecule: messenger RNA, 450 nt
Organism: Metarhizium album ARSEF 1941
Lineage: Eukaryota; Fungi; Ascomycota; Sordariomycetes; Hypocreales; Clavicipitaceae
Product: dgpfaetke family protein
Exons: 1
Coding region: 1-450 (149 amino acids)
Source: RefSeq, a predicted model, not a curated record
AUGCCUCGUUUCGCCUUCCUCGUCGUCGCUGACGCCAUGGCCGAUCGACCGAAUCUCGAGAUCCCCACUGAGAUGCUCGAGACGAUGACGGCCUUCAAUGAGAAGAUGGCGGAUGCGGGCGUGCUUCUCUACGCUGACGGCUUCACACCUUCCUCUGACGGCGCCUACCGCCUCAAAUUUGGCGGACCGUCCGGGCCAGAAGUCACGCCUGGGCCCUUUGAUUUGUCAAAAGAAGACCACGUCUGCGGGUACUGGAUAGUUAAAGUCAGGGACACCGAGGAGGCCUUGGACUGGGCCAAGCAAGUCCCUUUCCAGGCGGGACAGCUUCUUGUUCGUAAACUCGCGGAUGGAUGUGACUUGGGCAAGAGUUUCACAACUGAAUUGAAGGAGCGUGAGAAGAGGUUGAAGUUGAAACUCUUGGACAAUCUCAAGAAGGCGGUAGAUGAGUGA